Messenger RNA from Impatiens glandulifera, 1388 nucleotides. Its product is annotated as probable WRKY transcription factor 48. The transcript is spliced from 3 exons. The record is from RefSeq and is a predicted model, not a curated record. The coding region runs from base 377 to 1267 and encodes 296 amino acids. Gene Ontology annotation, molecular function: sequence-specific DNA binding; DNA-binding transcription factor activity. Lineage: Eukaryota; Viridiplantae; Streptophyta; Magnoliopsida; Ericales; Balsaminaceae. Gene Ontology annotation, biological process: regulation of DNA-templated transcription.
CACGCCCUUAUAUGAUGCCGCGUAGAACCAAACCAUGUUCACACCGAACCGGUUACCGGUCAACAACACCGCGUAUAAAAGCGGCGACUAUUACGCUCCAGGCCAGUUAGCGGUCCUAUUACAAUUACUGUCUCUAAAAAACAAAGACCAAUUUGACUCUUGUCCGUACCUAUCACCAACCUCCACCUGCCGGUCAUAAUCUUAAAAAAAAACAAACAAAUUCCUUAAAAACCCUUCAUUUACUAGAUAAAUGUCUCUCUUCUUUCAUUACCUCACUUUUAUUGUGUCUUUCUCUACACUCUUUCUUGUUCUUGUUCUCACUCUUCCUCUCCUCUUUCUUGAACUGAUGAUUCAGUAAUCAAACUGAAACCUUCUUAUGGCAAAUUCAACAUUUUCCGAUCAGAUUCCGGCAGCCUUGUUUCCCUUCCCAACCAUCUACGACGCAAAUACGCCGCCGCCGUCGUAUGAAGAUACUGAAAUAUUGUCAAGUUCAAGUUUUGGGCUCAUGGAUAUGCUGGGAUUUUCAGACAAUUACAACCCAUCUAUGUUCGAUCUAUUCCAACCUCAUGACCCACCUCAGCUGACAUCAACUUUUCUUCCUCCGCCGUCGCCGGCGACGACGACGACGACGACGUCGGAGGCUGUGAACACACCCACCACGCCGAAUUCUUCUUCGAUUUCAUCCUCAUCCAUGGAUGUCCCCAAAGGAGAAGAACUCAACCAUGAGAAAACAAAGAUAGAGUGUAGUUUGAAACCAAAAAGGAAGAACCAGAAAAAGCAAAAGGAUCCGAGAUUUGCGUUCAUGACAAAGAGUGAAAUUGAUCAUUUAGAUGAUGGCUAUAGAUGGAGAAAGUACGGUCAGAAAGCUGUUAAGAACAGCCCUUAUCCAAGGAGUUACUACCGUUGCACCACGCCGGCAUGCGGUGUGAAGAAGAGAGUGGAGAGAUCUUCAUCGGACCCUUCGAUUGUCAUCACAACAUAUGAAGGAACACACAAUCAUCCUUUUCCGGUGACGACACGUGGCCAUAUCGGAAUCUUGCCGGAACAAGCUGCCGUGUACGGAGGAGGAGGAGGUGCUGGUGGUGGUGGUGGUUUAGGGUUUGAUCAGAAUUAUAUGCAACCCUACAUAUUUGAUCCAGCUCCAUUGAUAAAUUACCAUUAUGAUCAUCAAAAUAGUGUUUUACAAAAUGCUCGGGUUUGCCCUUCUAAUGGGUUACUUCAAGAUAUGAUGAUCGGGCAAUCUCAAGCAAAAGAGGAGAUUGUGUAGAGAUGGAUAGAUUAACUUAAAGAACUUCUGAUCUAGUUUAUUUAAUCUUCUUUAAUUUAUAUUAUGAUUAUCAGUACUUAAUUUGAAGUAUAUUUUGGGAUUCAUUUAUUUGUUUUGUGUA